Molecule: messenger RNA, 1212 nt
Organism: Necator americanus (New World hookworm)
Lineage: Eukaryota; Metazoa; Nematoda; Chromadorea; Rhabditida; Ancylostomatidae
Exons: 11
Coding region: 1-1212 (403 amino acids)
Biological process (GO): protein phosphorylation
Molecular function (GO): ATP binding; protein tyrosine kinase activity
Source: RefSeq, a predicted model, not a curated record
AUGUUCCCUCCUGAAUACAUCGCUGCAGUCAAAUUGUCCUUGUUAAACGAACCGAUAUAUCAUGGGAAGCUAACGCCAGAAGCAGUUCGUGCGAAGCUGCAGAAAACCGGAGAUUUCUUAGUGCAGGAUGGUGAAGACGGUAAUUCUCUACUGCUGUCUGUUCUCGAGAAUGGCGUUCGUGACUUCUUAAUUACCAUUGAAAAGACGAAGGAAGGACAUCGAUUUCUGGUCGGCAAACUGAGCUUCCGAUCACUUCAAGAACUAAUGUUCACGAUGAAAUCGCUGCAGUGCGGCUCUGAAACGAUAAAGCUGGAGGCAGCCAUAUAUCGAACGGACGACUGCGGCAGAUUCGGGGCCCAUUGUUUCGUAGAAGAACCACCUCGUACAACAAUGAGAACCAUGAUUCCACUGCCCACAGUUAAGUACAAAUCAGCAGUGGUUAUGGUGAAGGAAGAAAUAAUCCACAACGGAAUCGAAGAAGAACUCGAAGCGCUGAUGUUGCUGAAGCACAGGCAUCUCAUCCAGCUCGAGGACUUUGCUACGUAUCAAUACGGUCCUGUGAUUUUACGAUACCAAAACCACGACGACAUUCCUCUCUACGAUAUUAUGAGAAAAAAGGAAGACAUUCAGACAGCGACAGUACUCAAGUGGAUCCAUCAGGCUGCUACUCUGGCUUUCUACUUGGCUCAAAAAGACUGCUUCUGUUCAAUUCUGUGUGCACAGGACUGUUACUUGGACGCUGGAGGGGACUUGAAAUUCCGAGGGGCAUGGAAUAACUCAUGGCCAAGCUGGCAGGAAGAUACACUUAGGCACAGUUUCUACUGGAGAUUUGUUGCUCCGGAAUCUCUUCUCCUCCAGACUAACAGCGUUUCGAGUGUAGUUUGGAACUUAGGUGUAUUUAUGUGGCAACUCACGGUCAACUGUCUCCUCAUGCCUUUCUUCCAGUACCAAUCACGGAAUUCAUACCUUGAAGGACUCUGUUCUGGAAAUCUUACCUUGUUGGAUCAUGAGCAAAACAUCGACGUCGUGGAUUUGGAAUUGCUGAAAAGAGGUAUAAAAGUGCCCGAAUCAGUUGAGUCCAUGAUUUCUGAGUGUGUGGCACUCCAACCAGACGAACGUUGCUUGUGGUCGACCAUCCUCAACACAACGAUGAGAGAAAGGGCGGUGACCACUAUAGGAGGGGCAGUUAAACAAAUCUUUCCCUUCGUGUGA